This is a messenger RNA of Colletotrichum navitas, 3591 nucleotides long. RefSeq names its product spindle pole body-associated protein sad1. Bases 1 to 3591 code for a protein of 1196 amino acids. Gene Ontology annotation, molecular function: protein-membrane adaptor activity. The transcript has 2 exons. Gene Ontology annotation, cellular component: nuclear envelope; meiotic nuclear membrane microtubule tethering complex. Lineage: Eukaryota; Fungi; Ascomycota; Sordariomycetes; Glomerellales; Glomerellaceae. The record is from RefSeq and is a predicted model, not a curated record.
AUGCCUCCCAAGCGCAGAGUUCGUGGCGACGACGAUGACAUGCCCGUCAUAUCACGGGGCGGUGCUGCAGUUACCUCUAGCCUGCCUCCGUUGGCUUCUCGGCUAGACACGUCGUACGGGUCUGCGCCCUCGACUGCUUUGCGCAAUACUCGACGAGGCCAGAGGCGUGAUUUGCAGGCCAUCAUUAAGGAAACACUCCACGACAGCGACGACCCUGAUGACCCAGACGACGACGACGAUGGCAAUGAUGACGAUCUAGACGGCGAUGACGGCCGUAGUGAGCGCAGCAGGAGCGCCAAAAGCGACCACCUGCCACCCAAGAAAUCGCCCACUCCUAAACCAGUCCCUCGACCUAGACCUGCACGCAAAGUUCAACCAGCCCCCAAUCCUGGUCCGGACCCGGAUCUCGAUUCCGAGCAUGAUUUCGGCCCCGGGCGAGGCUCAUCCGAGUCGCCCGAACCGCCAAGAGAUCCGUCACCAGACCCGGCCAUUGCUCAGAUCUCACCGAGACAACGCCUGCUCCCUAGCAGAAUCGGUCCAUCGGGCGAACAUCACCAAGGCGCGCCUGCUCCUCGUCGGCGAGUUUUGCCCGAUGUUGCUCCCCCUCGAGGCCCGAGUCCAUCGCCACAGCAGCCUUCGACACAAGGCGCAGCCUCCAAAGGCCUUGCACCACCAGCCCCCACCAGCCAAGGUCUGUCUCCAUCCAAAGGCACCACCUUGGCUCCCAGCUCGCGGUCUGUCUUUGCGCGCGUCAUUUCCGAGGAGCCUGCGGAACCAAUGCCCACGCUCGAAUCAGUCCGCAGUUUUGGACAGGAGAGUUCCCUCUAUGGGGGAGCUGCUAUCGGGUCAACUCCAUCUCGGCUUUCCCUCUCGCCUGAGGAGUCAGAAGAAGAAUCUCCCCUGUUACCGAGACCGCCACGUAGUAAUCAGCCCGACCGGCUUCGGGGACCAGUACGAGACCCAAUCAAUGAGGUUGUUCAUCGGCGUGAACCGCUAGACUUGCGCCAAGAUAAACCGAUCCGCCCAUUACAGCCAGAACCACCGAGCACACCUCCCGCUCAACGUUACCGACUUCAGAGUGAGUCUCCUCCCCGCGAAUCCCCGGCUCGGUCUAUUGCACGCCGUUCUGUGGCUCGAGAUUCGCCUCGCACCAACACCAUCUCGCGUGCAUUUUCGGCAGAGCCUGCUCCAAUUUCACCUGCGACCAGGUCAAGUUCAACGCGCCCAUCAAGCCGGGCGGCUGAGUACUUGCCGACUGCGAACCGUUUCUCAACUCGCCUUACAAACCAUGUUGAUGAGGAAGAGUCCACUGUCAGACAAGAAUUGAGAGGCCCAUCGAACCGUGCCAUCGAAGAGCCGUCCCAUCUUGAUCACGUAUCUCGAUCUCAACUCUCACCCCGCCCACCACUGCAACAGGCCAGCCCCAGCCCAGCCCGUCGAAAUGUGUGGCCGCCCGCCUUCAACGAGAAACAAGCAGCAGCCCGACGUUUGCUCGACCACCCACCGCCUGUCAACAUUUUCGCCCCACGUCCCGGCAGAAUGGGAGGUCGCUCGGCGGGACCCUCCACAGCCAAACAGCCCAUCGAAGAUAGGGACAGCCGCUCAGCCAUUGGACAAAGCAGAUCGGGCUUGUUCGACUCCAGCAUGCAAGAAAAUAUUCGGCAAGAGCGGGAGCACGAGAAAGCUCAACAGGAUGCUCUCCGGAAGGAGCGAAACGCUCGUUUGCAAGCGUGGCCGCGGAUCUACAACACGGUGUACAGCUGGACACAUGCUCCACGCCCGGACAGCCCGCCUCUAAGAGACGAAGAUCCUGAUGAUUAUGACAGUCCCAUCGAAGCUCCGCCACAGGUUCCUUUGAGCGAGUCCUCCUGGUCAACUUGGAUUUUGUUCAAGCUUGCCGACACGUUUGUGGACGUUCUCAAUUUCCUCUUUUCGCCGCAUUCUUGGCAUAUCAAGGCUUUGGUCGGCAUCUUGCUGGUCUCUCUACUUGGCUGGGGCGCCAUGACCGGCCUCAACUCGGCCCCAGCCCUGGGACUGGGCGGCAUUCAGUGGUACGGCCUAUCGGACAUAUCUCACAAUCUUGGGCAGUUCGUCCCGCUGUGGAUGUCUCGGCCAACUACCAUGUUCAGUGACGAAGACACGAGAGAGUACAUACGACAGCAACGCAACCACGAAUAUGAACUUUCCAAGUUGACCAAGGCCAGCAAGCUUCACGAGGGCUCAUUAUCCCGACUAGAGGAGAUUGUGCCCAAAAUCGUCCACAUGACGUUGGACAAGCAUGGGCGACCUGUCGUAGGAGAGGAAUUCUGGCAUGCCUUGCGCGACCUGAUGAAGAGCGACACGGAAAUAUUGACCAUGGACAGAGGAAGUGGCGGAUACCACUUCAUUUCCGAAGAGCACUGGCGGGCCAUCAAGCACAGGCUCAAUAAGGACCCCGUGUACCAGAGUGCUGCGUCUCCGGCGGCACCUGGACCCUCCACCGCCGAGAUUGAGAAGAUUGCUCAGACCAAGUUCGACAAGUCUUGGGAGAAAUGGCUCAAGACGAAUGACAAGCAGGUGGCCAAGAUUCUCGAACCGGCCCUGGCGACAUCCGUGCCAGAUAAGAUCGGGAAGGAUCUUGAGUCCAAGAUUGAGAAAAUCGUCAAGGACCGGUUCAAGAACACGGACGCCAAGGACGUCGUCGUCACACGCAACGAGUUCAUCCGCCAUCUCAAAGGCGAAUUCGCUGCCCACCGUAACGAGGUGAAGGCUGAAGCCCUGGAGUUGCAGAAGAAGCUGGAACAUUAUGUCAACCAAGCCAUCAAGUCCGCCUCGCAGCAGACCCCGCCUGCGGGCGUUUCCCGUGCCGAGAUGGUCCAAGCCGUUGACGGCAUGAUACGCCAGGCCAUCGCAAAUGCCGGCCUAGAGGCCCUCGCUCAGGGCAAGAUCGGGGCCAAGUGGGACCGAGAACUUCGGCAUCAAGUCAACUUCCUCGGCCGUCACACCGGCGUCACCAUUGACCCCGGCCAAACCACCCCCGACUACAACCCUCCCGUCCGAGGUAAAAUUUGGAGCUCUACCUGGUUCAGCGGGACUAAGCGAGGACCGGAGAAAGCUCCCCCGGCUGCGUCUGCUACACUGUGGAGCUGGGAGGACGAAGGCGAUUGCUGGUGCGGCAGGGUGACUGUGGACAAAGAAAGGGGAUUUGAAGUCGGCGUCAGUGUUGGCUACCUCCUCGCGCACCAGAUCAUUCCACAGCACGUCGUUGUCGAGCACAUCCUGCCCGGCGCCACGCUGGACCCCAACGCCAGGCCCAAGCAGAUUGAAGUGCUGGCCUAUUUCGACGAGCUCAACACCCGCAAUCGCGUCAUGGACUUUUCGACCGCUCAUUUUCCCUCCAGCGAGAAGGUUCUCAGGGAUGGCUGGGUCCGCAUCGGCCGCUUCACGUACGAAAGCAGCGACGCGCUCAACGGCGUGUACGUCCACAAGCUCAGCCCCGAGUUGGUGUCCAUGGGAGCCGUCACGGAUCACGUUGUCCUCCGAGCGGUCAACAACUAUGGCUCUGACCACACGUGCCUGUACAGGGUGCGUCUGUACGGCGAGAGGGCAUGA